AGCCCUGGUCUCCCUGGCCUCUCACUGGUCUUCCCAAGCGCCCUGGCCACGACUGUGUGCCUCCCUUGUCCCACAAGGGCAGGGACAGGCCAUAGGCCAAGGGCACAGGGUCAAGCCUGCUUUGGCUGCUGGUGUCUCAAACUUGCCUUCAGCUUAUGGGUCUUAACACUUGAAGUGGACACAGGGCAUCAGCAGGAUGGAUUUCGGUUCCUUGGAGACUGUGGUGGCCAACUCUGCCUUCAUUGCUGCCCGAGGGAGCUUUGACGGAAGCAGCACACCUUCUUCCAGGGACAAGAAGUAUCUGGCGAAGCUCCGGUUGCCUCCACUGUCCAAGUGUGAGGGUCUCCGUGACAACCUCAACCUAGAGUUUGAGAACCUGUGCUUAGAGCAACCCAUUGGCAAGAGGCUCUUCCAACAGUUCUUGAAGACAGACCAGAGGCAUGUGCCAGCUCUGGAGCUCUGGAAGGACAUUGAAGACUAUGACACUGCCGAUGGUGACCUGCGGCCACAGAAGGCACAGGCAAUCCUGGCCGAGUACCUAGACCCACAGGGCACACUCUUCUGCAACUUUCUGGACCAGGGCAUGGUGGCGAGGGUGAAGGAAGGGCCAACCGGGAGCCAGGAUGGCCUAUUCCAGCCUUUGCUCCAGGCUACAUUGGAGCACCUGAGCCAGGCGCCCUUCCAGGAGUACCUGGAAAGCUUGUAUUUCCUUCGGUUUCUUCAGUGGAAGUGGUUGGAAGCCCAGCCUAUAGGUGAAGACUGGUUCUUGGACUUCAGGGUCCUGGGGAAAGGGGGCUUCGGGGAAGUGUCUGCCUGCCAGAUGAAGGCAACUGGCAAGAUGUAUGCCUGUAAGAAGCUCAACAAGAAACGGCUGAAGAAGAGGAAGGGGUACCAGGGUGCCAUCGUUGAGAAGAGGAUUCUGACCAAAAUACACAGCAGGUUCAUUGUGUCUCUGGCCUAUGCAUUCGAGACCAAGACAGACCUCUGUCUGGUGAUGACCAUCAUGAAUGGAGGUGAUGUAAGGUACCACAUCUACAAUGUGGAUGAGGAGAACCCCGGCUUCCCAGAACCACGAGCGAUCUUCUACACAGCACAGAUCAUCAGUGGCCUGGAGCACCUGCAUCAGAGACGCAUUGUCUACCGUGACCUCAAGCCAGAGAAUGUGCUCCUGGACAAUGACGGCAAUAUCCGGAUUUCUGACCUCGGACUGGCUGUGGAGCUGAAUGAAGGGCAGGAUAAGACCAAGGGCUAUGCAGGGACCCCAGGUUUCAUGGCCCCUGAGCUCCUGCGUGGUGAAGAAUACGGCUUCUCUGUGGAUUACUUUGCCCUGGGGGUCACUUUGUAUGAGAUGAUUGCAGCCAGAGGACCCUUCCGAGCCCGAGGAGAGAAGGUAGAGAACAAGGAGCUUAAACAACGCAUCAUCUCAGAGCCCGUGAAGUACCCGGAGAAGUUCAGCCAGGCCAGCAAGGACUUCUGUGAGCAGCUGUUGGAGAAGGACCCAGAGAAGCGCCUGGGCUUCCGGGAUGGAACCUGCAACGCUCUGCGGGCAAACAUCCUCUUCAAAGAUAUCAGCUGGAGGCAGCUCGAAGCUGGGAUGCUCAUCCCUCCGUUCAUCCCAGACUCUAAGACUGUCUAUGCCAAGGACAUUCAGGACGUGGGUGCCUUUUCCACCGUCAAGGGUGUGGUUUUUGACAAAUCGGACACAGAGUUCUUCCAAGAGUUCGCCUCUGGCAACUGCUCCAUUCCCUGGCAGGAGGAAAUGAUCGAGACUGGGAUUUUUGGGGACCUAAACGUGUGGCGUGCAGAUGGUCAAAUGCCGGAUGACAUGAAGGGGGUCUGCUCGGAGGCAGCCUCGACAGCCAAGUCAGGGAUGUGUCUCCUCUCCUAGCCGAGUGUCUGAGGAAAGCAUGGAGCUGGCUGUAUAAAGAGAGGAAGGUGUACAGAGAUCAGGGGAAGAGAGCGACCCUGGUGUCAGCCUGUGCCCACUCCACCCAGGUCACCAUGCAACUGUGUCUCCACGUGGAGCAAGCAAGAUUUUCGGUCUAGACCCUACAGGCAUGACAGUCCAUUUCUUCUGUCCUAUUUCAUUCAAAAGAGACAAAAAAAGGCUACAGAUUGAAUAAUAAGAUGUAAAUGCUCAAAGAACCUCUGUGUAUAGAUGUGUGGCCCGGCCAGGAACUUGAUGAUCAGAGACUCACAUUCAACAUGGAUCUCCUGGUACUUGGAGUUAAUAUUUCAGGGCAGACCUGGUCAGCUCAGGGUUGCAGGCAUUUGUGUACCUCAAAGAAGGCUGUACUUAGGGUACCCACACUUCCUUCCUGGUUCCUGCCUCCUAAGCUGCCUUUACUGGUCACCGCCUGCUCUCAUGGCCCCCAACUUGGGGAUAUUGAGUCUUUAGGGAGUAGAAAGGAUGGUAGGGCCUGGUCUUAGCUGAGAGUCACUGCCUCCUCUCAAGGAGCGGAGAGAGCUACCUCAGGCAGCUACGGUCUCUGCCAUCAGUCGACACUACAUGUUGUGUAUAUCCAAAUUGUCACCGUCACAUCACAUGUGAUGGAGGCCUGAGUCCUUACAUGCUAAUGCUAUGUGUGGUAGAUGCCUGAGCAGAGCUAUGUCGUAUGUGGUUAUUGCCCGAGUCCUUACACAGCCAUCACACCUGUGAUGGGUGUCUGUGUGCUCAGGCCAUCUUUGUACUCCCAGUCACCCCCCUUUUGGGAGGGAAGGUGACCUACAUAUACCCCAAAUUUUAAAAGAUUGCUGGAUGAAGCCAACACUGGAACCACAACGCUAGGCCAGUGUCCCCAAAGUGUAUGGGGUACAAGCAACUGUCAAGAAUAUGUUAUCAAUCAACCCCAGGCCAGCUGCAUUGUGGAAGAUUCCAGAUGUUGCUAUAGAGGUGCCUUGCACGCAUGGACAUCCUGGGGACUAAUGCUGAAUGCUAAAGAAGUCCACACCAGACUUCCGCUCUUCUCAGAGAAUCUAACACUGUGCAGUUUGGGUUGCUCUGGAAGGGCCUUGGGGAGGUGACCAUACCUCCUGGCCCAUGGUCUGGGAUCCUUUGGGACCCGGUAGCCCUGUGACUGCUGUAGAUAAGACAAAUUUCCAUCAUUCCUCUCUCCUUCACUCCGUCCUCUAGUCCGGGGCAUCAUGCAUGUAUCAAAUACUUGGACGUAUAAUUCAUUUCACUGUGUUCUGGAGCUCAAUUUAACGUGCUCUGGCUUGAAGACCCUGGCAGGUUGGUGGUCUCCUCCCGGGCUUCACAGGGGUGGGUGAGUGUGGAAAGGUGAAUCUUGGCAGCCAUAGCCGGUUUCAGGGAGGCCUGGUCUGUGUAACACAUUAGCCAUCAUCCCUCUUUGGCUUGUCUAGAACUCUUGGAGUUGAUGGUGGAGCCUGUGUGGCCUGUGUGGCUACAUAGGCUUGGAGCCAGCCCUCCCCCCGCCCCCCACAGCCCCUGCCCACCCGCACUGUCGAUAAGAGAGCAAGACAGUCCAUUUUAAAUUUCAGACAAAUGGUGAAUACUUUGCCAGUGUAAUGUCUCAGCAGUAUUUGGGGCAGACUUAUACUAAAACCAUUCAUUGCUUGUUGGAAAUUCAGAUUUCACCAGCUGGUCUAUAGGUCUUUUUAAAAUCUAAAUCUAGCCGGCCCAUGGCAGACUCACCAGCGAGCAGGGGUGAAAUUGUUGGGAGCAAUGCUGCUUUGAUUCUGUGUCUCUCAGGGUGUAACCAGGAGAGGUCUUUUCUCACUCUGGCCCACUCGGGGACAUAAGCUCAAGUGUCACUCAGAGAGACUCACUCUGGGACCUCCAGCUGCCCUGUGCGUGGCUGUACGUGCAGGACACUGCUAGCUUCACCAGAGCUGAUGCUAAGUGGAGAAGGGUUAGUUGCUUGCUCUGUGUUCUCUGGGUGGAAGUUUUAGCCAACUCCUCGUCCUAGAGGUUUCGUGGACUAUUUUCGGGGCUCCACUGUAGGUGUUCUCUCAGGGACAGUAACCCUUUGGCCUGAAGAGAUGAGAUGUCCCCAUCCCCGUUGUCCCUCCUCAUACCUAGAGCUUAUGAACUCCUAGGUCCUAGAGCUCAAGUCUUGCUGGACACUGACCCCGCAGAGCUUCAAUGUACCCACUUUUAUUCUGGCAGUUGUUGGCCAUCUUGGUUCUAAUCUCCCAGGAAGACAGAGAGCAGAGCAUUGUCACCUGUUAUAGGAUGCCAUGGAUGCUGCUAUACAGGUCUGUGCUAGGACCUCUGCAAAAAAAGGACCUCCUGAACAUGAGGAGCCAUCCCUAGGACUGGAAGCCAACCUUGGAAGCCCUGUGAGAUGUAGGUUGUCUUGUAUCCUGGUCACCAGCGAGCUGUAAAUGGCUUCACGCGUGGUCAGAGAUAUACAACUGUGGAGAGCUUCAUUUCUGCAAUGACUGGAAUAAUUCUUCAUCCUCAGGAGGGACCUGGCAGAGGAGCCACCUCAGACUAGACAGAGAUGACUCUGCAAGUUGAAGGUCAUCUGCUGAAAGGCAGGAACAUGCUAUGAACAGUAGGGCGUGUCAGCUUCUGCGGCAUAUUGGGCAAACUGGAUUUAGAUUUUAUUCCUAUAAUCAAAGGUGAUGAAAUCCUCCAGCUGGCCCUGAAGCUCACCAGAUCCAAAGCCAUGUCACAAGUGGUUUAGGAGACUAAGCACCCAAGUCCCUGGCUGUGGUUUAAGGAAGGUUUAGUGCAUGCCUGAAAGUCUGUGUUUUGGAAGUUGUACCUCCAGUGAGGUAAUGUGGGUAGCAGUGGGACCUUUGAGAGUCGGAGCCUAGAAGCAGAGCCUUGGUCUUCAGGGAAAUGCUUUGGAAAGGCUUAGCUAUUUCUGUGGGGUUGUGCCUGGUCUGAAAGAGAGUAGGUUCCUCUACAGGCCUGAGUCUGAUCUCCGAGCUCCUUGCCUCCCUGGCUGUCACCUUCUCUUACACAGCUGUGUGAGCUCUCAGCUGAAUCUGUGGUGCUGAGGCCCUCACUAGAGGUCAAACAAAUGGGGCUACUCAUCUUGGCUACCCAGCCUCCAAACUGUGGGGUAAACAAACCUCUUCACAAAUUACCCUGCUGUGGUAUUUUGUUAUAGCAAUGGAACGUGACCGUCAACUUUAGAAUUUUAAGUCGAUUCAAAGUAGACUUCGUUUCCAGACAAGAUGGUGUAUACACAUAUUGUGGUGGUUGACUAGGAAUGGUCUCCAUAGGUUCAUAUAUUUGAAUGGUCAGUGAAUAGGACGUGGUUUUACUUGGUGAGGAUCAGGAGGUUAGGUAAGUGUGGCCUUGUUGGUGGAAGUGGGCUUUGAGGUUUCAGAUACUCAAGACAGGCCCAAUGGCUCUCUUUUCCUGUUCCCUGUGGAUCCUGAUGUAGAACUGUGAACUCCUUCUCCAGACCCAUGUCUGCCUGCACGCUGCCAUGCUUCCUGCCAUAAUAAUAACGGA
Messenger RNA from Arvicanthis niloticus (Nile rat), 5434 nucleotides. It is a transcript of the gene Grk1, whose product is annotated as G protein-coupled receptor kinase 1. Gene Ontology annotation, cellular component: cytoplasm. The record is from RefSeq and is a predicted model, not a curated record. Gene Ontology annotation, biological process: protein phosphorylation; signal transduction; regulation of opsin-mediated signaling pathway. Gene Ontology annotation, molecular function: ATP binding; rhodopsin kinase activity. NCBI's taxonomy places the organism in Eukaryota, Metazoa, Chordata, Mammalia, Rodentia, Muridae.